AUGUCACCUGCCCCCAAAAUUACCGACAAAUCAGACCCUAAACCACAGAACUUAUCCGAAAGGGGCUCGCACAAUAUCGCAAGGGGCAUGCCCCAUCCUUACCCACUUCCUAAAUUCGAUGACAAGUACGAGGAGCGCAAAUGGGCAAAACAACAUAUGGCCGGAGCUUUCCGUGUUUUCGCAAGAAAGGGAUAUACUGAGGGCACUGCUGGACAUAUUUCUUUGAGAGACCCGGUUGAUCCAGACACUUUUUGGAUCAACCCCUUGGCAAAGCAUUUCGGCUUGAUCAAGGCUAGUGAUUUGGUACACUGUGACGAAGCAGGAAAUGUGUUGGCCGAUGGCCCACAAACUGCCAUUAAUGCAGCUGGCUUUGCGAUUCACUCGGCUGUACACAAGGCGAGACCAGACGUGAUUUCCGCGUGCCACACGCACUCCACAUACGGCAAAGCCUUCUCUGCUUUAGGAAGACCUUUGGAUAUGAUCAGCCAAGACGUUUGUACGUUCUACAGAAGCCAUAGCGUGUAUACUGAUUUUGGUGGAGUAGCCAUUGAUGAGGAAGAAGGUAUUGCCAUCGCGAGUGCUCUUGGAGAUGGAAAGGGCGUCAUUUUGCAAAACCAUGGGCUCUUAACCGUGGGAGCCACCGUUGAUGAGGCAGCAUAUCUCUUUACAUUGAUGGAGAAAAGUUGCGAGUGCCAAUUGUUGGCAGACGCUGCGUUGAGGCCAGGAGAAAAGAUGAAGUUAUGUGGGGAUGAAGAAGCUGCCUACACUGAGCACAUGUCCGGCGACCCAGAAACACUCUAUACAGAGUUUCAGCCGGACUUCGAGAUGGAGCUAUAUCAUAAUAGUGACUUCUUGCAAUAA
Molecule: messenger RNA, 861 nt
Organism: Metschnikowia bicuspidata var. bicuspidata NRRL YB-4993
Lineage: Eukaryota; Fungi; Ascomycota; Pichiomycetes; Serinales; Metschnikowiaceae
Exons: 1
Coding region: 1-861 (286 amino acids)
Cellular component (GO): cytoskeleton
Molecular function (GO): actin filament binding
Source: RefSeq, a predicted model, not a curated record